Microplitis mediator is the source of this 1638-nucleotide messenger RNA. Its product is annotated as aldehyde dehydrogenase-like. Lineage: Eukaryota; Metazoa; Arthropoda; Insecta; Hymenoptera; Braconidae. Gene Ontology annotation, molecular function: aldehyde dehydrogenase (NAD+) activity. Bases 54 to 1520 code for a protein of 488 amino acids. The transcript has 7 exons. The record is from RefSeq and is a predicted model, not a curated record.
UUUUGUCGUAAAAACUCGCUACCGUUUCAUACAAUUUUUUGUCGAUAAUUAUAAUGGCAAACACAAAAGUUGACAUAAAAUACACGCAAUUAUUUAUAAAUAAUGAAUUCGUUGGUUCGGAAUGUGGGAGGAAAUUCGCUGUGAUAAAUCCGACAACCGAGGAGCUGCUGGCGGAAGUUUCUGAGGGAUUGCAAGCUGAUGUUGACAAGGCGGUGGUGGCUGCCCAGGCUGCUUUUGCUCGAGGUUCUGAGUGGAGAAAUCUCCAGCCUGCCCAGCGAGCUGCGCUUCUGAACAAGCUCGCGGAUUUGGUUGAACGAGAUGCCCAACAGAUCGCGAGUAUCCAGACACUGGAAAAUGGAAAACCUUUUCUUCAUGCGGUAGGGGAAACUCAUAUGGCUGCGGGAAUUCUUCGUUACUAUGCUGGUUGGUGCGAUAAAAUUCAUGGGCAGACAAUGCCGACAGACGAUGGGAGCUUGGUGAUGACUAGAAAAGAACCAGUUGGAGUCGUGGGACAAAUCACGCCUUGGAAUUAUCCAGUUAUGCUUCUUGCGUUAAAAUUAGGCCCUGCUUUGACAACUGGAUGUACGGUGGUUCUAAAACCAGCAGAACAGACUCCGCUAUGCAAUUUGUACGUCGCUGCCCUCACUAAAGAGGCAGGAUUUCCUCCAGGAGUUAUUAAUAUUGUCACUGGGUACGGUUCUACUGCUGGAGCUGCUCUGGCCGAGCAUCCUGACGUUUCCAAGAUCGCGUUCACUGGAUCUGUGGAGGCUGGAAAAAAAGUUAUGGUGGCAUCAGGAAACAGUAAUCUCAAACACGUCAGCCUUGAACUCGGCGGAAAGAGUCCUUUGGUUAUUUUUGAUGACGUCGAUGUCGAUGAAGCAGUCAAACUAGCCCACGAAGCAAUUUUCCAUUUUUCCGGUCAAAUCUGCGUAGCCGCGACCCGAACUUACGUCCACUCAAAAAUCUACGACGAGUUCGUCCAAAAAUCUAAAGAUUUAGCUCUGAAACGAAUUAUCGGCGAUCCUUUCGACCCUAAGACCGAACAAGGGCCUCAAGUUCAAAAGGAGAAGUUUGACAAAGUCAUGGGAUACAUAAAAACUGGCGAGGUCGAAGGCGCAACCCUCGUAACCGGCGGAAAACGUCACGGAGACCUCGGAUACUUUAUCCAACCCACAAUAUUCGCCGACGUAACCGACGACAUGACAAUCGCCAAGGAAGAAAUUUUCGGACCCGUCCAAUCGAUCUUGAAGUUCGACACCAUGGAGGAAGUGAUAAAACGCGCAAACAAGACGAUUUACGGUCUAGCGGCCGGUGUUUUGACCAACGACAUCAACAAAGCGAUUAAAUUUGCCCAGGAAAUAGAGUCCGGUAACGUCUGGAUCAAUCAGUACGCAGUUCUGAUGCCCCAAGCUCCCUUCGGUGGCUACAAACAAUCAGGAAUUGGUCGUGAACUUGGCGCCGAGUCCUUGGACUGUUACUUGGAGACGAAGACAAUAUCAAUUAAAACUUCAUCUGGUUAAUUGAUCGAUCAACAAUAAAAGUUUAACGCUAAUUUAAUAACUAGAAAUUGAUUUAAAUUUAUUUUAUGUGAGCCUUGAAUGGGAAUAAAAGUUUAGUUUAAUUGAUUGUUUGUGAUUU